Molecule: messenger RNA, 3759 nt
Organism: Cottoperca gobio
Lineage: Eukaryota; Metazoa; Chordata; Actinopteri; Perciformes; Bovichtidae
Gene: aebp1a
Product: AE binding protein 1a
Exons: 20
Coding region: 375-3428 (1017 amino acids)
Biological process (GO): peptide metabolic process; protein processing; regulation of DNA-templated transcription
Molecular function (GO): RNA polymerase II transcription regulatory region sequence-specific DNA binding; metallocarboxypeptidase activity; DNA-binding transcription repressor activity, RNA polymerase II-specific
Source: RefSeq, a predicted model, not a curated record
CUGCUGCUGCUGCUGCUGGAGAAAAUCCACUCCAGACAGAUACAUUUCCUCCUCUUCAGCACGACCGGCUGCUUUAAAACUUCAAGCCCAGAGUCUUUUCUUCCACUCUCCACGCUGACUUGACAUCAGAGAGGAGGAAGCUCUCCAGACUCUCCGAGCUCAUCCUUUUGUUCUCUGCAGAAGGCAUUCCCUUUCAUGUCUUCUGAGACUUCUUAAGGACCCCAAGAGGAAGCGGAAACUGUGCAUCUGCAGGUCAGAUGUUAGAUACUGUGAGUCCAAAGUUGUUUUUACAGCUAGUUUGAGAUUCAGGGUUUUUGUCUUGGAGUACAUCUGGUCCGUUUCAUCCCAGCCUGCGUUGUCUUUUCUUUGGAGAAAUGAGGGCUGAGGUGCUGGUCGUCUGGGUUGCUUUGACCCUGUGCUGCGCUCUGGUGUGCGCUCGAGAAGAUGUGAAGGAGAACAAACUCUCCAGAGACCAGACUCGGGUGAGAGAAACCCGAGGACUGGUCGAGCAUAGGAGACAGGGGGAGGAAGGGGGUGUUGAAAUGUCAGACGAGCCAGCUGAAGUGGUGGAAGAGGAGAGGACAAAACCAAAGAAGAAGAAAACAGCUGAGGAAAUUGAGGCAGCCAGGGCAAAGAAAGCAGCAGUGAAGGAAGCCAAAGCAAAGAAGCAGAAAGCCCCUAAACCCACCAAAAAGCCAAAAGCGCCCAAAGCCACCAAAAAACCCAAAGCACCUAAACCCACAAAGAAGCCAAAGACACCCAAAGCCACCAAGACACCAAAGUCGACGACCACAGUGUUACCUGACACCCGGCGUUCUUCUGUGGACGAGGAAGAGGAGAGGCUGCUCAUUGAACUGGGCUGGGGCACCUUGAUUCGACCUGCUGUGACCCCAAAGGGGCCCGCAUGGGAAGAGCCCGUCGAGCCAGGCCUGGAUGUGAUGCCAGGUGGAUAUCCUGAUAAGAAAAAAGUCACAACUACUGAGGUCAUCAUGUAUAUACCAGAGGACACCACCGUCCCAUAUGUCGGGCCCUGGUAUGAAGAGUACGAUUACGCAGACUUGGCCGCGAAGAAGCAAGAAGAAGAGGAGGAGAUAGCUCGAAAAGAAAAGGCCGAAAAAGCUGAGCGGCUGAAGAAGAAGUGGGAGGAGGAGGAGGAGGAGAGACUGAAGCAGAUUUCAGUGCCUGUUGAAAUAAAAAUGUGUCCUCCUCUGGGCUUGGAGUCUCACCGGGUGGAAGACGACCAGCUGCUGGCUUCCUCUCAGUCUCACCACGGCUUCACUGCUCAGAGGGGACGACUCAACAUGCAGGGCACUGACAAUGAGGAUGACCUGUACGGCGGUGCAUGGUGCGCAGAGCCAGAAGAGAACAACCACUGGUUUGAGGUCGACGCCCGGCGAGAGGUGGAGUUCACCGGGGUCAUCACUCAGGGGAGAAACUCAGACCAACUGGAGGAUUUCGUGUCCUCCUACUUUGUGGCCUUCAGUAACGACAGCCGUGACUGGACUACCCUCCACGAUGGCUACGCUGAAUGGUUGUUCUAUGGGAAUGUGGACAAGGACACACCGGUGCUGGGUCAGUUCGCUACGCCCGUGGUGGCGCGGUACGUCCGCAUCCUGCCGCAGAGCUGGAACGGCAGCUUGUGUCUCAGAGCCGAGGUCCUGGCCUGUCAACUACCCAGCAGCUACCGCAGUGAGAAUGAAGUCACCCCAUCAGACGACCUGGACUUCAGACACCACAACUACAAGGAGAUGAGACAGAUGAUGAAGGUGAUAAACGAAGAGUGUCCCAACAUCACCAGGAUCUACAACAUUGGUAAAAGCUCUCAGGGCCUGAAGAUGUACGCCAUGGAGAUCUCCGACAACCCCGGGGAGCAUGAGACAGGUGAGCCUGAAUUUCGGUACACAGCUGGUCUCCAUGGUAACGAGGCGCUGGGUCGAGAGCUUCUUCUCCUGCUGAUGCAGUUCCUGUGCAAGGAGUACAAGGAUGAAAACCCCAGAGUGCGCCGCUUGGUGGAAGGAGUGAGAAUACACCUGGUGCCUUCACUCAACCCCGACGCUUACGAGCUGGCCUACGAGAUGGGCUCAGAGAUGGGGAACUGGGCGCUGGGCCACUGGACUGAAGAAGGUUACGACAUCUUCCAGAAUUUCCCAGACCUCAACAGCAUCCUCUGGGGAGCGGAGGAUAGAGGCUGGGUCCCUCGUAUCGUGCCCAAUCAUCACAUUCCCUUCACAGAAGACGUCCUUAAUGGCUCUUUUGCUACCGAAACAAAAUCCAUCAUUACCUGGAUGGAGCGCAACUCAUUUGUGCUGGGAGCCAAUUUGCAGGGAGGAGAAAAACUGGUCGCGUACCCUUUUGACAUGCAGCGUCCAUCAGCUUCCUUUACGGAUAGCCGGCGCUGGAGAGGCAACGGUGAGAUGAACGAGGAGACGUGGGCUCGCAUUCAGCGCCAGAACGAGGGAUCUCUGAGAGAGACGCCUGACGACGCCAUGUUCCGAUGGUUGGCGAUGUCGUACGCCCACAGCCACCUGACCAUGACGGAGACCUACCGAGGCUCCUGCCAUGGAGAUGAUGUUACUGGGGGACAGGGCAUCACCAACAGAGCCAGCUGGGAUCCAGUGGUGGGCAGUAUGAAUGACUUCAGCUACCUGCACACCAACUGCUUUGAGCUGUCCGUCUUCUUGGGCUGCGACAAGUUUCCCCACGAGAGUGAGCUGCCUCUGGAGUGGGAGAACAACCGCGAGGCUCUGUUGUCCUUCAUCGAACAAGUACAUCGAGGGAUAAAGGGUGUAGUGAGAGACGUGGAGGGAAGUCCGCUGCCUAAUGCCACUAUAUCUGUGGAUGGAAUACGUCAUGAUGUCAAAACUGCUUUAGGUGGUGAUUACUGGAGGCUCUUGAAUCCUGGAGAGUACAGGGUGACGGCCAAAGUUGACGGCUACACCCCUCAGACUAGAUUAUGCAUGGUGGGCUACGACUCUGGAGCCACUUCAUGCAGCUUCACUUUAGCCAAAUCCAACUGGGACCGCAUCAAACAGAUCAUGGCGCUCAGCGGCAAGAAGCCCAUUCGACUCGUCACCAAAGCAAACGUGGUGAGAACGACUGCAGCCACCAGCCCUGCGACCACCACUGUCGACAGUCAUGCCAGCGGUCAGAAGGCAGAGCGGCUCAGGCGGCUCCGGAUCAUCCGUUUACGCCGGCUGCGUCAGCAGAGAUUACAAACAGGUCUUAGUAUCACACCUGCUACAACAACCACAACCACCACAACGACCACAACGACAGCCCCCACAGCAAUACCUGAAACAGAGAGAACCACUUCCUGGUACGACUCCUGGUUUCCGGUGGACAGUUGGAUGACGGAGAAUCCGUUCGAUAGCGUCAACUUUGACUCGGUGCCCACGCAGGACUAUCCUUUUGAAUACACCAUUGAUUGAUUACUACAUUCAGUGACCUCACAUCUAUGUAAACCCUGUUUACCACUUCGGUUUGCUGCAUCAUCACAGCUUUAAAAACACACAAGUUGUUCAUUAUUUAGCUCUCAGUAAGUUUUAACUGAGCUUGUGAGACUAUACAGCUCAAGUUGAAUUGGCUUCAUUAAACAGCAUGUCACAACACAGACAGGAUAUGAUUAUUACCUCUCCAUCACAAAUGUAUGUAUAUCUUUAUGUUUCUUUAAUUGGUUCACGGUGUGAUUGCUGGCUUCAGUUAUACUGAUUUAUUGUACUGCUGAAUGCAUUUGAUUAAAUGAAGUUAUUUUCUAAAUAA